Messenger RNA from Fimicolochytrium jonesii, 1158 nucleotides. RefSeq names its product xylose isomerase-like protein. Gene Ontology annotation, cellular component: nucleus; mitochondrion. Gene Ontology annotation, biological process: base-excision repair. The coding region runs from base 1 to 1158 and encodes 385 amino acids. The record is from RefSeq and is a predicted model, not a curated record. The transcript is spliced from 4 exons. NCBI's taxonomy places the organism in Eukaryota, Fungi, Chytridiomycota, Chytridiomycetes, Spizellomycetales, Powellomycetaceae. Gene Ontology annotation, molecular function: DNA binding; phosphoric diester hydrolase activity; zinc ion binding.
AUGUUUGCCGAAGCUGAGGCGGUUGAAGAAGAUGGAGGAGGAGGAGAAGACGAAGAAGAACCCGCGGCCGCUCCGAAAACAGCAAAACGCAAACCAGCCGCGCGGAAGACCAAAAAGGCCGUCCCUGACCCCGACGCCGACUCGGCCGAAGAGGACGAGAAACCAGCAGCAAGGAAGAAAGCAGCAAAGAAAAAGGACGAGGAUGCGCCGAUCGAUGUCCCUGAAGAGUUUGAUACGGCGGCGAUGUGGGAGCGGGCGCAUCGGUGUGGGAAGUAUGUUGGGGCGCAUGUUUCGGCUGCUGGGGGCGCCUGGAAUGCGGUUGUUAAGAGUGUGGGGAUUGGCGGCACCGCCUUCGCCCUCUUCGUCAAAAACCAACGCCGCUGGACCUCACCCCCCAUCGCCGCCAACCAAAUCACAGCCUUCAAAGCCGCCUGCACCGCCGCCAAACUCGACCCACGAAAACAUCUCCUCCCACACGGUUCCUACCUGAUCAACCUCGCCUCUGUGGACGCCGACAAGGCCACGCAGGCAUUUGACGCGUUUGUGGAUGAGUUGAAGAGGUGUGAGGAGUUGGGGAUUGGGUUGUAUAAUUUCCACCCCGGGGCAGCCCUAAAAGAACCGCGCGACGAAGCCAUCGCGCGCAUCGCCUCGCGCAUCAACGCCGCGCACAAACAGACGGAAUCGAUCGUCAUCGUAAUUGAGAAUAUGGCGGGACAGGGCACCGUGAUCGGAAACACGUUUGAGGAUCUGAGGGAUAUCAUCGCAUUGGUGGAGGAUAAAAGGAGGGUGGGGGUUUGUUUGGAUACGUGCCAUGCUUUUGCUGCUGGCUACGACAUCCGCACGCCCGAAACCUACGCCGCCACCCUCUCCACCUUCUCCACCACCGUGGGCCUCCCCUACCUGCGCGCGCUCCACCUCAACGACUCCAAAGAACCGCUUGGCAGCAAAAAGGACCGGCACGAGAAUCUCGGCAAGGGCAAGAUCGGGUGGGAGGCGUUCCGGUGCAUCAUGAACGACGACAGACUGAAUGGGCUGCCGAUGGUGCUCGAGACGCCGAGGGAGGACGGGCCUCAGGGGGAUCUGGUGUAUAGGAGGGAGGUGGAGUUGUUAUAUAGUCUGGUUGGGAAGGGGGUGGGUGAGGUGCCGGAUGGGGUGUGA